This is a messenger RNA of Chionomys nivalis (European snow vole), 2553 nucleotides long. RefSeq names its product spermatogenesis associated 6 (gene Spata6). The coding region runs from base 169 to 1635 and encodes 488 amino acids. Gene Ontology annotation, molecular function: myosin light chain binding. NCBI's taxonomy places the organism in Eukaryota, Metazoa, Chordata, Mammalia, Rodentia, Cricetidae. The record is from RefSeq and is a predicted model, not a curated record. The transcript is spliced from 13 exons. Gene Ontology annotation, biological process: spermatogenesis; motile cilium assembly.
CUGCUGCUCGGGCGGGACCCAGGCUGGACCGCGGGCCCCGGCCUGGGGGCCACAGCUGCCACCGCCGCCGCCACCUCAUCUCCUCCCUGUCCCUGUCCCGCCUCGCGUCUUCCCGCUGCACUCGGGCCGGAGGCCGGGGUCCCUUCCCCGCCGCACCACCCUGCGCGGAUGCCGAAGGUGAAGGCGCUGCAAUGCGCCCUGGCGCUGGAGAUCCGCUCUGUCACUUGUCCAGGAGUUGUGCUGAAAGACAAGGAGGACAUCUAUCUUAGUGUCUGCGUGUUUGGCCAAUACAAGAAGACACAAUGUGUCCCAGCCACUUUUCCACUGGUCUUCAAUGCCAGAAUGGUGUUUGAAAAGGUGUUCCCUGAAGCAGUAGACCCUGGAGAUGUGGUUGCCCAGCUUGAGUAUGAUACAGCAGUGUUCGAGUUGAUACAGCUAGUUCCACCAGUGGGAGAAACACUGUCUACCUAUGAUGAAAAUACACGAGAUUUCAUGUUCCCGGGUCCAAACCAAAUUUCUGGACACCAUGAUUCAAACCGCCAGGUUACCAUGAGGAGGAUUUCUGGACUAAGAGGAAUUGCUCCAAAGCUGGAAUUUUCUACAACUUCAGUGAUCACGGAAUGUCUGAUAAGCUCAAGGAAGUGCCGCACUCAGGAUAAAUUUAAUUACCAUUCAGCUCCAGUUGAAAAAUCCCACGGCAGACCACAAUGCAGAACAUCGAGAUCACAGAAGAAGAAGUCCAAGUCACCCGAGAGGAGUAAAUACUGCAUAAACACCAAGAACUACGAACAGCCUACAAUAUCGUCAAAGUCACACUCUCCUUCUCCCUACACAAAGAGACGGAUGUGUGAGCUCUCUGAAGACACCAGGCGGCGGCUGGCCCAUUUAAAUCUGGGACCCUAUGAAUUCAAAAAGGAAACAGAUAAGCCUCCAUUUGUGAUUAGACAUGUGGAUCCCCCGAGUCCCAGGGCUGAUACUUUAUUUGGACCACCUGGCAGAGACUGUGAAAGAGAUGGAUGGGCCAGGAUGCACAAUGAUCAUCAUCACUUCGGCUGCUGCAGAUCCAAGGAUUAUAAGGUUAUCAGGACACCACAUGGGAGAGACUUUGAGGAUCCCUUCGAAAGGUGUGAAGAAUAUCUGAGCCCAAGGCCAUGUACCAAGCCCCAGCAUUCUGCAAGGACCUUACUAGUCCAUUCAGCACCCUCAACAGCACCAAAGCAUUGUCAAAGCCCUGUGCUAAAUAGAGGCUCUCUCAGAGAAAGGUUCCACUCUGACUGGUGUUCACCUUCAAACUGCGAUGAGAUCCACGACCGGGUCAAGGACGUCCUGAAAUCCCAUCAGGCUCACGCAAGGCAUAUCUGCGAUGAGAGAGACCCAGAGAAAGAAGAAGAACUGGAACUGAAAAGAGGCCUUUUAUAUAGAGACUCUGCCUAUGACAGUGACCCUGAAUAUAGCUGCUAUCAGCGGCCACAUGGUUCUUUCCAUUUGGAUGAUGGUGAAUACUGGCCCAACAGAGCAGCCUCUUUUAAGGGGAAAUCUCAGCGACCCGCCUUUGAGAACAGCAUGGACAAGAUGUACAGAAACUUAUACAAAAAGGCCUGUAGUUCUGCUUCUCACACACAGGAAAGCUUCUGAGACCAUCCGCCAUAAACUGUAUGAGUUUCCGUGCCAACCUCUCAAUGAAAGCGUUUAAUGUGAUCUGGAUUUGUAUGCCUUUCUUUAAAACAGAUGUCCGCUGAGUAGCACGUAGACUUGACCCCAGCGUAUUCCUUCAAAUGGUAAAUUAUCACAGUCUCGCCUUUAUUAGAGAAGAAUGUGCUGUUUCCAGUGUCAAAACCCUGGAGCAAAGUUACAGCUCCAGUCUGUGACAAGGCUGUCUGUCACUUGUGCUCCUGUCAUUGCUGACAAACUGAAGAGUAGAUUCUCUCUAGAAUGUUCUUCCACUUUUAUUGCCUUUUAACUUUCUUUUCACCUACUUGGCUGGUUAUCUUAUCUGGGUAAGAUUUAAUUAAUAUCAGCUCCCUGUUAUCAGUAAUGAACAAAAAGAUGUUCUCUGCAAAAAUGAAUUUCACAAAUUUGAACCUGUUUUAAUCAAUAUUAUCUACUUUUUUCCCCUUUAGAAGAGGCUAUUGUAUUUCUUAGGUCCUAAAAACUAGCUUUCUUUGUAAAACUUACACACGCAUUCACUGGAGGACCAGCUGAGUUAUCCAAAUGUCUAACAGCUAGAUUAGUUUACUAGAAGAGACCAUGGAUGAUUCCAAAUGUAGCUAAUAUUUUAGUGUUGAAUUAUUUGCAGAAUAAAUAAAGCAUCCUGUGUUGGUAAGCGUGUAGAACCUCCAAAUAAACAAAAUAAAAGAACUAUAUUGUGAUUUUACCUUUGGUAUUGUCAUAGGCAUCACAUUACCCAGGCAACUAGCAUUCACGCGUUAGAGGGACCAUGGUGGGAUUGAAAUAACUCAGCAAGUGUCUUUCAGUAGACACUCAUAAACCUAGCGGUGAACUGAUAAAAUGUGUGUCUCCUCCCACCCCACAUACUCAUGCGGCCAGUGAUGC